Malus domestica (apple) is the source of this 1871-nucleotide messenger RNA. Its product is annotated as transcription factor ICE1-like. Gene Ontology annotation, cellular component: nucleus. Gene Ontology annotation, biological process: regulation of DNA-templated transcription. The record is from RefSeq and is marked provisional. Gene Ontology annotation, molecular function: DNA-binding transcription factor activity; protein dimerization activity; sequence-specific DNA binding. Lineage: Eukaryota; Viridiplantae; Streptophyta; Magnoliopsida; Rosales; Rosaceae.
GUUUGGAUGGACGACAGGGAGGACAGAGACUCUGUUUCCUGGACUAGAACCUCCGCCACCGCCACCGCCGGCAACACCGAGAACAAGGACGAGAUGGGUUCUUCUCUGUCUACCUUCAAAUCGAUGCUGGAGGUUGAAGACGACUGGUACAUGGCGGCGAAUAACAGCAUCCAGGGCCAUUCAGAUGUCGGAGACAUCAGCUUCUCGCCGAGCUUUGCCGACCCAGAAAGCUUGCUGCUCAACCCGGUGGACUCUUCCUCCUCCUGCUCACCGUCGUCGUCGGUUUUCAACAAUCUCGACCCGAAUCAGGUUCAUUACUACAUGCCUCAAAAUCCCAACUUGUCUUCGCUGCUUAAUGUUGUUCCUAACAACCCUUUGGAUCACGGCUUCGAUUUGGGCUGUGACAUUGGGUUUCUUGACACUCAAGCUUCGGGUGGCGGUUCGAGUAUGAUGAACAGGGGAGGUGGGGUUUUAUCUGGAUUCAAUGAUUUAAGCUCGAAUAGCCAGGUGAAUGCUCAGAAUUUGGGUUCUAAUUUACAGUUUUCGACUACCCGCAUGCCUCAAGCUCUUGAAAACAGUUCAAAUUUUUCGGGUUUUCGAGGUGUGGAUGAUGGUUCGGCAAAUGCUUUGUUUCCCAAUAGGCCUAAGUUACUGAGACCACUUGAAUCCUUCCCUUCUGUGGGAGUCCAGCCAACUCUUUUCCAGAAAAGAGCAGCGCUUCGGAAAAACUUAGGCGAUGGUGGAGGGAAUUUGGGUGUUUUGGUCUCACAAGGGGGCCUGGUUUUGAAUGAAGGGGAUGAGAGGAAGAGGGAGAUGGGUGUGCAGAAUGAGAAGAAGAGGAAAAUGAGCGGCGGAGAUGAUGUCGAUGAUCUGAGUUUCGAUGGUUCGGGUUUGAACUAUGAUUCGGAUGAGUUUACUGAGAACACUAAGGUUGAUGACGGUGCCAAGAAUGGUGGGAACAGCUCGAAUGCAAAUAGCACGGUUACCGGUGGAGGAGGGGGUCAUAAGGGGAAGAAGAAAGGGUUGCCUGCCAAGAAUCUGAUGGCUGAGAGGCGCCGCCGGAAGAAGCUCAAUGAUAGGCUGUACAUGCUGAGAUCCGUUGUUCCGAAGAUUAGCAAAAUGGACAGGGCCUCAAUCCUUGGGGAUGCAAUUGAGUACUUGAAGGAACUUCUGCAGAGGAUCAACAACCUCCACAAUGAACUGGAGUCAAUCCCUCCUGGAUCUGCAUUGACACCUACCGGAAAUACUUUCCACCCUUUGACACCCACUCCGGCUACUCUGCCAAAUCGUAUCAAGGAAGAACUUUGCCCCAGCUCAUUACCUAGCCCAAAUGGCCAAGCUGCAAGGGUUGAAGUUAGGCUGCGAGAAGGACGAGCAGUUAACAUCCACAUGUUCUGCGGCCGAAGGCCAGGUCUCUUGCUCUCAACCAUGAGAACUUUGGAUAACCUUGGGUUAGACAUCCAGCAAGCCGUCAUCAGCUGUUUCAAUGGUUUUGCUAUGGAUGUCUUCCGUGCCGAGCAAUGCAAGGAAGGCCAAGACGUCCACCCGGAUCAGAUAAAGGCGGUACUUCUGGAUUCGAUCGGGUUCCAUGGCAUGAUGUAGAUUGCAGCAAAACAACAACUUGAAGUUUGAUUUAACCAAAGACUGGAAGGAGACAUGCAAUUUGUAUAUGUUUUGCCAGAGCUCAAUUGUUUCGUUCAAUCAAGUGUUUAAUUAGCAGCUUUUGAAGGAACUUAAAACUUUGUAGCUGUCGGUUUUGCUUUGUACCAUCAGAAAAUUCAGCUCAGUCAGACCUGGAUUUACUGAUUGUUUCUUAAAUUUUCAGCUAUUUCUUUCCAGUUUUUAAAUAAUUUUGUGAUCGAAUUACCCCA